Molecule: messenger RNA, 883 nt
Organism: Cloeon dipterum
Lineage: Eukaryota; Metazoa; Arthropoda; Insecta; Ephemeroptera; Baetidae
Gene: Sec20
Product: vesicle transport protein Sec20
Exons: 5
Coding region: 99-803 (234 amino acids)
Biological process (GO): retrograde vesicle-mediated transport, Golgi to endoplasmic reticulum
Cellular component (GO): SNARE complex; endoplasmic reticulum
Molecular function (GO): SNAP receptor activity
Source: RefSeq, a predicted model, not a curated record
CCAGUUCUCUUAAUUCCAGCUCUCGCCAAUACAUAAUUCUUUCCUAGACAGCAGAGCUACAAAAAACAUUUUCAGUGACGAAUUUAAUCCAACGAGAGAUGCACCGGCUGCAAAACAGGGAGAAUGUCAGUCUGUUCGCAGACGUCACUCGGCAGGAAAUCAUCAACCAGAGUUUGCAGGUGCAAGCCCUGAUUCAGGAGCUGCAGUCAUGCGCCGGCCCUCAGGAGACGCUGGACGCCAUCAGCUUGGAGGUGCGGACGAGAAUAGCCGCCCUUCGAAAGCACAUUCAGGAGCUGGAAGGGCUGGCCGACGAGCUGGACGUCGAGAAGGACCGACUGCAGCUCUUGGAGGAGAGUAAAAGCCAUCGGCAGAUGCUCACUAGCUCGCAGACGGCCUUCAGAAAUGCUACCGUGGCGUGCCAGCAUGUUAUAGACAAAACCAACCAAGAGCAGCUGUUUUCAAGUGAUAAGGAGCCAAUGAGCGCCAGGAAAAGACUGAAUAAGGAUAAGCAGAGCAUGGCGAACGCGUCGGCCAACGUCACGGACCACCUCCUCUCCAUCAGCAGACACCUGGCUGAGACGAACCAAAGAAGUGCAGACACUCUCGAGAAUUUAGCAAAUUCGUCUUACACCCUGCACUCGACGCAGGAGGAGUUUAAAAGCAUGGGCGGCGUUAUCAACCAGUCGGGAAAACUGCUGGCCAAGUACGGACGCCGCGAGUUGACGGACAAAGUGAUCGUUUUCUUUGCGUUCGCCUUUUUCAUGGCCUGUGUUUUGUACAUAAUCAAAAAACGGUUGUUUUAAAAUAAUUGUUACUGCGCCUCUGUGAGAUUUUAUACAAGAAAACAAUACAUUGCAUUUGAUGCUUCAGUUCAAAUUACAAA